CUCAUUAAAUGAUUCAUUCUUUUUUGUUGAAUAUAAAUCAAAGAAAACUUUGAUGAGUUAAAUUCGUUCAUGGCAAUCCAAUGAGAAUGAGGUCCAUCAAACCAAAGGCUCUGAUAGCGUCAUGUAUUGCGCAUGCUCCACGCCCACCGGAUGCGGAAAGGUCCGUUGAGAAGUUAACGAGCGCACGUGGAGUUACUUCUUUGGCAUACCUGAUAGUGAGAAAUACAUCACAAAAUAAAGCCACAUUCCCAUGCUCUGAGAUUCUUAUGCACCUCCUCAACAAUACAUGUGACGUGUAUGUGGCAGUGCAAGCAUUGUGUUACCAGAGAGAGCAGCAGGUCAGCAUGAUGCCCCAGCCCAUAAGACUGAGGAUCAUUCUCGGAGAAGAUGAUGCCAGGAAACUAAUUUUACCAGCUGGGAUAUCAGACUCCAUUGAGGAAUUGUGUCAGGAAAUAAAGACAAAUUUUGGAGUGCAACAGGAUUUUCGUCUUCAAUAUCAAGAUCCUGAUUUCGGAAAUGAUUUUAUUGACAAGGAAUUCCUGCGCAUAUCGACAGUACCGCUGCUAUCUAGAUUCUUUUAUGAGCUAGACUUGUACACUCCACGCAUGAUGGAGCUCUUUCGAGGCAAAGGUGGGGUGGCUGGCAGAAAAAUGAGACACAUUAUGGUGGCCAUCUCCAAGGUGGGUUAG
This is a messenger RNA of Maylandia zebra (zebra mbuna), 689 nucleotides long. The record is from RefSeq and is a predicted model, not a curated record. NCBI's taxonomy places the organism in Eukaryota, Metazoa, Chordata, Actinopteri, Cichliformes, Cichlidae.